Molecule: messenger RNA, 453 nt
Organism: Aspergillus neoniger CBS 115656
Lineage: Eukaryota; Fungi; Ascomycota; Eurotiomycetes; Eurotiales; Aspergillaceae
Product: Aldedh-domain-containing protein
Exons: 1
Coding region: 31-453 (140 amino acids)
Molecular function (GO): succinate-semialdehyde dehydrogenase (NAD+) activity
Source: RefSeq, a predicted model, not a curated record
CUUUUUUCUCAAUAGUACUACACAAUCAAGAUGUCUUCGUCUCACUCGACCACCUUCAAUACUUUCUAUAACACCAUCAAUGGCACCCUCCGUACCUCAAACACCACCUACACCUCAACCAACCCAGCAACAGGCACCACCCUUCAUGAAGCCCCAGUAGCCAGCUCAGCGGAUCUCGACGAAGCCGUCAUCGCAGCCAAUGACGCCUUCCUCACCUGGAAAAGCACCACCUGGAAACACCGGAGCGAGCUCCUAACGAAGCUAGCCGCCCUGAUCACGGAAAAUGCGCCGUCAUUAACGGAAUUGUUGAUCGCUGAGACAGGAAAGCCGGUAUGCAUGAUACCGAACCCAUAUCAAACGUGUUCUAACACACAUGAAGACGUUCUUAGCGCAAGCAGAAAUCCAGAUAGCUCAAGACACUCUGCUGCAUUUCGCUUCACUUCAGCCCGUUGA